Molecule: messenger RNA, 468 nt
Organism: Penaeus monodon (black tiger shrimp)
Lineage: Eukaryota; Metazoa; Arthropoda; Malacostraca; Decapoda; Penaeidae
Product: shematrin-like protein 1
Exons: 2
Coding region: 1-468 (155 amino acids)
Source: RefSeq, a predicted model, not a curated record
AUGAAGACUUUGAUCGCUGCAUUGUUGGUUGCCUGCGUGGCAGCAGAGCAGAAGCGCGAGGCUGAGCCUUCUUAUAGUCAUGGUGUCGGCUUUUCCCUUCCUCAUGGCGUUGUUAGUCGGCAAUAUGGCGUCGGGUAUGGGCACACAGCCAUAGCUCAACACCCAUAUGGCGGACGCUCCUUUGUCCACAGUUUCAGCCACAACCUCCACAAGCGAGAAGCUGAACCUGGUUACAGCCUUCCAGCAUAUGGUAAUGGAUAUGGUGAAGGCAUCGGCUAUGGUAUCGGUCAUACUUAUGGAUACGGACCAGCCGUAGCUUACCACUCAUACGGCGGUCUCUCUUUCACUCGAUCCUACAACCACGUCCUCCACAAGCGUGACGCUGAUCCAAGCUAUGGUCACACAGGAUCGGUCUACGGCUACAUUAGCUCCGUCAGCCAUCCAGGAUAUGGCUAUUCGUACCAGUAG